AUGAACCAGAAAGAGAGAGAUCACUUCGAAAAACUUCAGCUGAAAAUUAGUUCUGUUAUCGCUGAAGGCAGUUUCGGAUCUUUGAUACUUGUCUACUCAGUCACUGAACAAAAAAAUUAUGCCUUGAAGCGCAUCCAAGAAAAUUAUUUCCUAAACCCUAUUGAUUACAUGAAACGAAUUGAUCAAAUUUCCUUCGUUAAGCCUUAUACUUACUACAGGUUAGACGGCUACGUUUACAUGCUCCAAGAUUAUUCACCAUCAGAUUUAUAUAAUUGCUUGAAACUUCACCAUAAUCUUACGGAAGAGCAGCUUUUGAAACUCUGCUAUGAGGUUCUAAUAAGUGUAAAAGAAUAUCAUCGCAACCCCCCUGAAAAUGGGCAGAUAAAACCAUCUGCAUUUAUCCUUGAUAGAUACGGGCGUAUUACAGUUUCGCAAUUAUGCUCUAUAGAAGAGUUUAAGAGCGCGCAAUCCAUGCCUCGUAACUAUGAAUGUUUAUUAUACAUGGCACCUGAAUUUUUCAAUGGUCAUCCCAUUGACCCUAUCAAAGCCGAUAUUUGGUCUCUUGGUGUUACGUUUUAUUUCAUGGCUGCACACUGUUAUCCCUUCUUUUCCAAAGACGCUCAUACUUAUCAGAAAUUAGUCCUUAAGGGAAACUACGCCCUUCAAAGUGUACAGUGUAGCCUCCUUAGGUCGAUUAUUUCCAAAUGCCUGGAUCUAAAUCCAGAAAAGAGGCCAUCCAUCGAAGAAAUGUUAUCAUUAGAUUACUUUGCCAACAUUAAGUCGAAGCCCGUUACAAACAAGCUACCAAUAGAGAGAAGAUCUAGCCAAGACGGAAGGACCGCUGGUGAUUUAAUUCCACCUCGUCCAAAUUUCCCAAGAAUUGGCAGUCCAAUGUAUCAGCAUAGACUUUCCAGGACUCUGAGUCUUGAGAAUAGAUAA
This is a messenger RNA of Trichomonas vaginalis G3, 939 nucleotides long. RefSeq names its product protein serine/threonine kinase protein. Gene Ontology annotation, biological process: protein phosphorylation. The transcript has a single exon. Gene Ontology annotation, molecular function: ATP binding; protein kinase activity. The record is from RefSeq and is a predicted model, not a curated record. NCBI's taxonomy places the organism in Eukaryota, Parabasalia, Trichomonadida, Trichomonadidae. Bases 1 to 939 code for a protein of 312 amino acids.